CCGAGGUGGUGCGGCGGGGAGAAGCUGGCCGCUGGGCCGCCAUGCAGGCUGCCGGGGAGCCGCCGAACCCGCAGCCCUCGCUUUCCGGGGACCACCGCAUCCAAGACGGCGACUUUGUGGUGCUGAAACGCGAAGAUGUGUUCAAAGCCGUACAGGUCCAGAGGAGAAAAAAAGUAACUUUUGAAAAACAGUGGUUCUAUCUGGAUAAUGUCAUUGGUCAUAGUUAUGGCUCAACAUUUGAAGUGACCAGUGGAGGAAACCUUCAGCUCAAGAAGAAGACAGAAGCGCCUACUGCAGAGACUAAAGAAGCGGGCACGGAUAAUCGAAAUAUAAUUGAUGAUGGGAAAUCUCAGAAACUUACUCAAGAUGACAUAAAAGCUUUGAAAGACAAAGGCAUUAAAGGAGAGGAAAUAGUUCAGCAGUUAAUUGAAAAUAGCACAACAUUCCGAGACAAGACAGAAUUUGCCCAAGAUAAAUAUAUUAAAAAGAAGAAAAAGAAAUAUGAAGCCAUCAUUACUAUUUUGAAGCCAUCUACACGUAUUCUUUCAAUUAUGUAUUAUGCAAGAGAACCUGGAAAAAUUAACCACAUGAGAUAUGACACACUAGCCCAGAUGUUGACAUUGGGGAAUAUCCGUGCUGGCAACAAAAUGCUUGUAAUGGAGACAUGCUCAGGCUUGGUGCUAGGUGCUGUGAUGGAGCGGAUGGGAGGUUUUGGCUCCAUUAUUCAGCUGUACCCUGGAGAUGGACCUGUGCGGGCAGCAACAGCAUGUUUUGGGUUUCCUAAGUCUUUCCUCAGUGGUCUCUAUGAAUUCCCCCUCAACAAAGUAGACAGUCUCCUAAAUGGAACAUUUUCUGCUGAAAUGUUGUCUUCUGAGCCAAAAGACAGAAGUUUGGUUGAAGAAAAUAAUGGUGCAUUUGAGGAAAAACAGGCAUCUGAGCAAGCUAAUGAAGACUGCAGGGCAGGGGCUCCAGAUGGCAGUCACCCAGAAGAGCAAGACAAAAUGGAAAUUUCUCCAGAUCCACAGUACAAGGAGUCUAAAGAGAGAGGAAACAGAAAAGAUUAUAUUCAGGAAAAGCAAAGGAGACAAGAAGAGCAGAGGAAAAGACGUGUAGAGGCUGCUGCUCUGCUGAGUGAGAGAAAUGCAGAUGGUUUGAUUGUGGCCAGCCGUUUCCAUCCCACUCCAUUGCUGCUGUCUCUUCUAGAUUUUGUGGCCCCAUCAAGGCCGUUUGUAGUCUACUGUCAGUAUAAAGAGCCUUUGUUAGAAUGCUACACAAAAUUGCGAGAGAGAGGUGGAGUCAUCAACCUCAGGCUGUCUGAAACCUGGCUCAGAAAUUACCAGGUUUUGCCAGAUCGAAGUCAUCCCAAAUUGCUGAUGAGUGGAGGUGGGGGGUACCUUCUGUCCGGCUUCACAGUUGUCUUGGACAACCUGAGAGCAGACCCUAUCCUGAAGUCCAACACGAGCAUGUUAGAUUCUCAUGAGAUGGAGCAGCCAACGGCUAAGAAACAGAAAUGUACAGAGUCCAGUCUACCUUGUAACUCUUAAGGACAGUUUUGAUUUUUGUUCCCCAUCAUUCCACAGUUGGUAAUUAAGUUUUAAAUGCCAUUACUAAUUGUUCUUUCAUAUCCUAAGAAUGUGUUUGUACACCUCAUCUUAGGAAUGUUGAAUUUGUCAAAACUGUAUCUCAAGUGCACAGUAGUGAGUUGACAUGGUAAUUGUGUGUAUUUAACAAAAGCCCUAGAGGACUUCUAGUGUCCUGAAAAUACCUUGAGAGUUUUAGCAUCCUGAAAAUAUGUUUAUAUA
Jaculus jaculus (lesser Egyptian jerboa) is the source of this 1802-nucleotide messenger RNA. RefSeq names its product tRNA methyltransferase 6 non-catalytic subunit (gene Trmt6). The record is from RefSeq and is a predicted model, not a curated record. The transcript is spliced from 11 exons. Gene Ontology annotation, cellular component: tRNA (m1A) methyltransferase complex; nucleus. Gene Ontology annotation, biological process: tRNA methylation. The coding region runs from base 42 to 1544 and encodes 500 amino acids. NCBI's taxonomy places the organism in Eukaryota, Metazoa, Chordata, Mammalia, Rodentia, Dipodidae.